AGGAGGAGUAAAUCAGUGUUGGAGACUCAGACGCGGAAGAAGAAGAAAACAGCGAAAGGAAGCAAAACUCGGACCGAGAGCCCCCUCCGGCGGACCGGACACUUGAUGAUUUAGCUCCAGCUCCACCGGCUGUCCUCGGCUGCUUCAACCGCUGGGUCGCAUGUCUGUCUCCGGGUCGGGCCCCGCUGCGGACAGGCUCGGUUCGCAACGAUUCUGGAUCGAUAUGUCAUCUUUUAUUCAUCCUGCCUCCUGAAGGGGGGCUCCGGGAACCUUCCUCUGAGCAGCACCGCUGGGUGGCACCGCUGGCUCGGGGCGGAGAGAAGACCGAACCGGACGAACCCGUAUUCAUUGGCUCUGCUGGCUUGUAUGUGUUAUUGUUUUACGAGUUUAAUAAUUAGCUAGCUGGUUCGGCGGGGUUCCCUCGGAAGUGGACCGAGCUCGGCGCCUUCUCUGCCGGGGAGCACUGCUGGCUCCAGCCGGAAGAAGGAGCCUCCAUCGUGUGCAAACCAUCGGUGCAAACGGACUCCGAGUCACGGUAAAUCUGGUCCAGUUGGUCUCACGCAGCUGGGCUCUGGUACCACGCUGGGGAUUUUUGGUCCUACAUAGACAGCUGGGAAAGAAGGGAAAGUACAAGUCUGCUGCCGAGGACAACGCUCCUCCGCCGGGCUGCGCCGCCGUGUUCGGCCCGGUGGGAUGCCUCUCUCCCGGAGGGGGCUGUUUGCUAACAGGCUAGGUCAUCCCACCCCCAAACCCGGACCCGGGUGUUUCUGGUGCCGUUCGGAAGGUUGUGGAAGAGCUCGAGUUUGAAGAGCAUGGCCGAGGCGGGUCAGUCUAGUCCGGCGGAUCUGGAUCCGGAUCCGGACUGCCGUCCAGCGACCCCUCUGACCGUGAAGAAGAGGGCGCAGCAGCCUCCGAGUCCCCGGCCCCGGUACCAGAGCUCCGCUCCGGGUCACAGCUUCAAGAGGGUGACCCUGACCAAACCGACCUUCUGUCACAGCUGCAGCGACUUCAUCUGGGGUCUCAUCGGUUACCUGUGUGAAGUGUGUAACUUCAUGUGUCAUGAGAAGUGUCUGAAGACACUGAAGACGGUUUGUACCUGCAUGUCUCCAUCUCAGGUCCAGGUUCCUGUGUCUCACUGCUUUGGUCUGGCAGGUCAGAAGAAACGGUUCUGCUGCGUCUGCAGGAAACAGACGGAGGGAAGCACAGCGCUGCGGUGCGAAGUGUGUGAGCUCCACGUCCACUCUGACUGUGCGGCCUUCACCUGUGCUGACUGUCGCAGCUGUCACCUGGAUGGGAAUCAGCAACAGGACACGUUCCAUCACCACUGGAGGGAGGGGAACCUGUCAUCGGCAGCCAGAUGUGAAGUCUGUCGCCGUUCGUGUGGAUCGUCUGACGUUCUGUCUGGGAUGAGGUGCGAGUGGUGCGGAAUCACGAGUCACGCGUCGUGUUACACCAGCGUGCCACCAGAGUGCAUUCUGGGACGUCUGCGCUGUAUGCUGCUGCAUCCGGGCUGCGUUCGCCUCGACUCCAGAAACUUCAGCAAGAUGCACUGUUACCGCAUCACAGAGAGCUGCAGUCACGAGCCGGAUAACUCAGAUGAUGUCGACUCCUCUGCUCCAACGCUGAAAGAUGCUCAGCCAGCUGCUCCAGAAUCAGGUAAACAGUCUCUGAAGGUGUUUGACGGCGAUGAUGCACUUAAACGUGGCUCCUUCCGACUGGUUUCCAUCUACAGAGCCACGAGGAAUGAGGAAGUAGUGGAAGCAGCACUGAGGGCUUUCUACCUGUGUGAUGAGCCGCAGAACUAUGAGCUGCAGGUUGUCCGGGGCCCGCAGCAUGUCAACAGUGACGACAUCCUGAACCGGAACGCCAGCGGUCCCGACAACAGAGGCUCUCUGAAGGACUUGUGUGACACCUGGCUGCUGACCGCUAAACCACGACAUGCUGAUGUCAUCAAGGUGUACACAAGGCCCAGCUCCAGCUCAGCUUUUGUCUCCGUGUCCGUCUCAGAGUCCAGCACUGCAGCGUCUGUUCUCAGAGAAGUCCUCCUUCAGCCGGACACACGGGGAGACGGCAGCUCCUGCAGCCUGGAAAAUCCUGGAAAGUUUGUGGAUAAGGACGAGACAAACUUCAGUCUGCAGGAGGUUAACAUGAGCAGCAGGCAAGUUCAGAGACAAACUCUAAGUCCUCAGGAUAAGAUUCUGGACAAACUGAAGGAGAUCAGAAAGGUUUCCCUGCGUCAGAUGAACCAGACCCGGUUCUGUAUGGUGGAGAACCAGAGCCCAGCCGUACAGGUGAGCCUACUGAUCAUAGGCCUGCCCCCUGACCGCUCCAACGAGGAGUACACCCAGCUGAUCCAGAACCACCUGGCUGUUAAAAGUCACCUGGUCUCCAUCAACCAUGUCUACAGCAGUCAAGGGGCGGUGGUGCUGCAGAUCUCCUGUUUCUCUGAAGCUGAGAGGGUCUACAUGCUGGCCAAAGACACGUCCAUAGAGAACAAGAUGCUGACGUCUCUGGUGAUACCCGAGAUUCAGGCCAACAAACUGGGAGACGUGUGUCCCCUACUGGUCUUUGUGAACCCAAAGAGCGGUGGUCUGAAGGGCAGAGAGCUCCUCUACAGCUUCAGGAAGCUCCUGAACCCUCACCAGGUCUUUGACAUCUGUAAUGGAGGUCCACUGGCUGGCCUGCACACGUUCAGGGAGGUUCCCAGGUUCCGGGUUCUGGUCUGUGGGGGUGACGGGACGGUUGGCUGGGUGUUGGGGGUUCUGGAGGCUGUGAGGCACAAACUGGUCUGCCGGGAACCCCCCAUAGGCAUCGUCCCGCUGGGAACAGGGAACGACUUGGCCCGCGUUCUGCGCUGGGGAGCCGGCUACAGCGGUGAGGACCCUCACCACAUCCUGGUCUCUGUUGACGAGGCUGAUGAGGUUCUGAUGGACCGCUGGACAAUCCUGCUAGAUGCCAGAGACAUCUCGGAAGAGGGGAAGGAUAAUGGCUUUUUGGAACCACCCAAGAUUGUCCAAAUGAACUGCUACUUUGGCCUCGGUAUUGACGCGCAGCUCAGCCUGGACUUCCAUCAGGCCAGAGAAGACGAACCGGAUAAAUUCACGAGCAGGUUCCAUAACAAAGGUGUGUAUGUGAAAGUGGGUCUGCAGAAAAUCAGUCACACCAGGAGUCUCCACAAAGAGCUGCAGCUCCAGGUGGACAACCAGAACGUCCAGCUGCCCAACAUCGAGGGACUCAUCUUCCUCAACAUCCCCAGCUGGGGUUCUGGUGCAGACCUGUGGGGUUCAGAGGUUGAAGGUCGCUUCAAGAAGCCGAGCAUCAGUGAUGGCCUGCUGGAGGUGGUUGGGGUCACCGGAGUUGUUCACAUGGGUCAGGUUCAGAGUGGCCUGCGGUCUGGAAUUCGGAUCGCCCAGGGGAACUACAUCAGGCUCACCAUCCGGAACCCCAUACCUGUCCAGGUGGACGGAGAACCUUGGAUCCAACCACCAGGUCUUAUCAUCAUAUCUGCUGCAGGGCCAAAGGUCCGGAUGCUGAAGAAGUCCAAGCAGAAGCAGAAGAAGUCUUCAGCCAACAGGGACGGACGCUCUGAGAGUCCGUCCUCCAGAGACGGAGGACACUGAGAGGCUCACCUGGAGAACCGUUGUCCUGCCUUUCACCUGCUGAGGAAGCUGUUCUGGUCCAGCAGACAUGAAUCCACUCAUGUAGCUUUGUAGCGACAGAUGUAGGUCGCAGACCGACCUGAAGACGGGAGGAGGUUAAACUUUUAACAUCCUGAGGAGGAGGAGGUAUCAGGGUCACAUUUCACACCUGCUCCUUAAACAUUUAACAGAAAUAAUCACCAUACGUGAUAAAUUCAAAUACGUCAUUCACAUCUGGAACUAAAUGAAGGCGUUUGUUCCUUCCAGAUGUGAGCGUAGAUAUAGAGUAAGUAGACGUAGACUCAGCUCUUUACUGUAGUGUGUGCAGCUGUUGGGUGUUUAGGUCCUGAAGGAUCUCAGGCGCUCGAAGAAAACCGACAGGUGGUUUUUAAUAAAAAGCUGCGACCUCGUUAAUGAGAUCCUCUUUUCCUUCGUCGUCUCGUAAUCGUGACGUGGGCUUUACGAACCCCAGGAACGAUCUAAAGUUGCCUGUUCAGGGUUCAGCGUGGAGAAUAAAGUCCGAUCGGUCUGAGCUGUGCCAAGCUACUGAAGGAAUCUGCUUCUGUCAUAUUUCAGUCUCAGAUUUCUACUUUUUAUUAACAAGAUGCAAACCAGAGUCACUGUGUUGGAUAAAAACACGGAACCAUGGAGGGAAAAACACAAAUGUUUCUUUAUAAAAUGUAAAAUAAAGCUGUAACAAACCGUAGAAUUAUUUUUUAAAAACUGCCCGAUAAAGCUGAAAUAAUGAUUAAAAACUGGGUUGUUUUAAGCUGAUCUGAGACCAGCUGAUUAUCCUGCUGUUGGAGAUGUUUUAAAUCUGAGAGGAUUUGAGACUUUUUAUGUAAGUGGUGUGUAGAAUAUGAGAUAAUCUGGAAGGAUGGGACAAAUCAGGACAAAUGUCCUGAUAAAUACUGUAAAUCAAGCAGCUGAUUGUAUAAUAGAUAGAAACCUGAAAACCUGUCUCCUGAUGAAUUAAAACAAAAAAUUAAACCUUGGUAAUUUUAUAAUUGGACUUCCCUCAUUAAGGUUUAUUUAUAAAACAAAGUAGUAUUGUUUAUGACACACUGAGACAGGUGACUUUGGUCCUUUUGAUUAUCAAUAGCUGCUGACUAAGGCCUUAAUGUCUAUAUCUAUUAACAAUUCAUAUUAAUAACCGAAAAUGGCUUUUAAGGGUUUUGUUUAGCCUUUUAUUAAAAGUAGUGAAUUAUUUCAAAUGAGCUGAUGUUAGAUUUACUAAUCCAGAGAAAAAAACUCUAAUUUUAAAAAACUUUUUUGAUUUUGGUUUUUCAUAAAGAUAAUUAUCAGAUGAAGUUUCCACAGACUCACCAGUCGUCCCGUCAACGCUUCUGUGUGAACUUCCUGAAGUUUGUUACUGUAAUAAUUAUCAAAGCCGUGGCGAGCUCCACAGGUUCACACAUUAUCUGGAAUAAUAAGACUUAAUCAUCUCUGAGGGAACCAAACUGUAAAGGUGUUAUUAAGACAUCAGUGCCUUCGUGGGUGUGUUCUUGAGAAGAAAUUUGAAACCGUUUGAAACGUUUUUACUCAGAGUUACCGUUCGGUUCAGGUGUGCACGUCUUCCCAGGUGAGCAAGAAGCAGGAUUUCAAAAUAAAAUACAAGGUAGAAAUGUAACGAAACUUAGAAACUGUCACGUUUUGGGGAUGUUUAGGACCCAAAUAUGCAGCAACCCAGGAUGACACGAGGCAGGAGAUGAUGUAAAGUAAAAUCCUUUAUUGUUGAAGGAUGAAACGAAGAAUACAUCCAGGGCAGAGAACCAGAGUCCAAAAAUGUUCAAAAUCCAAAAUAAACCAGAGAUCCAACUGAGACACGAGAAAAUACUAGAGACUAGGAACGAGAGACUGACAGAAUACCAACAAUGGACCGACAAGACACUGAGACAAGACAGGGCUUAAAUACACAGGGAGGAUGAGAGGGAGAUGAGCUGCAGGUGUGUGGGAUGUGGGAAGAGGACCAGGUGAAGGCAAUGACUAAUCAGGGGAGAAACUAACUUGACCUAAGAAUAAAACGGAAGUUACGGUGUAACUAUGGUUCUGUGAGUUCCUGGAUGACUGCCAGAGGCAGUAAACAGAGUGGAUGUAUCUCCUCGCGCUCUGCGCAGGUCGAGUACUAAUGUAAACAAAGUCACGCACGUGACACGUGGUCACCUGGUCGCGAGUCUAUAAAUUACGCGCCGAUAGCUACGUUCGGGUCUCCCGGGAUCUUCUCGCCCGAGAAGUUCCGAGUGACCCCUGUGACUGGCAGUCAUCCAGGAACUCACAGAACCAUAGUUACACAGUAACUCCCGUUCUGUUUCGUUCCCUCCUGCCUGCCAGUGGCAGUAAACAGAGUGGAUGACUUAUGCCAGCAGUGUCACGAGGAACACAAAACUCAGCUUCGCUCAGGAGGUAGCCGCCAGAGGCAGCACCGCCGAAGCGAGCGUGGACCCGUGGCCAACGUUGAGGCGGUAGAAGCAUGCAAACGUGCACGGAGUUGCCCAGGACACUGCAGCACAGAUGUCCGCCAGUGGCACACCUCUCAUCGCCGCCCAGGAUGUAGCAACACUCCUGGUGGAAUGGCACACGAUCCCAGGGGGAGCCACUGCUCCCGCUGCCGCAUAAGCCAUUGCAAUGGCAUCCACGACCCAAUGCGACAGCCUCUGCUUCGAAAGGGCCCGACCCCUGUUCACUCCUCCGUGACAGACAAACAGCUGGUUCGACUGCCGGACAGUGUUUGUUGCCACAAUAUAGAGCUGCAGUGCCCGGACCGGGCACAGCAAAUUCACCCGCCGUUGUCCCUCCGAAUGAAAUGGGGGAGGGAAAUACGCCCCCAGCUCGAUUGCGGCAUUCACGUAGCCAGAGGGCAGAACUUUGGGAAGAAAGGCAACGUUGGGCCACAGCGUCACCCCCGGCCCAUCUGCCUUCCACCGCAGGCAGGCGAGGCUGAUGUCCAGUGCGUGCAGCUCACUGACCUGUUUAGCUGACGUCACUGCCAAGAGAAAGGUGGUUUUCACAGACACCACUGCCAACGGGGCGGUAGUCAUCGGCUCAAAGGGUGGCCCACACAGGGCCUGCAGGACCAGGGGAAGGUCCCAAGCAGGUGCCGGCCUGCACAAGGCAGGACGCAACCUUCUCACACCCCGCAGAAACUGGGUCACCAGACAGUGAGCCCCAGUGCUCCUGCCAUCCACCAAGAGGUGGUUGGCCGAAAUUGCCGCCAGGUGUACCUUAAGGGUCGAGGCGGCCCGGCCCUUGUCAAACAGGUGCCGGAGGUACAGCAGAACCUCAUGCAGGGAACAAGAACCAGGGUCCACGUCCCUGCCGGAACACCAGGUAGAGAACCACUGCCAACAGCGAGCGUACGUAACCCUUGUAGACGGAGCCCUGGCACUAUCCAGCACCUGCUGGAUGGAGGGCUCAAAGCCGACUGGGGGCUGCCUGCCCCCUUCAAUGGCCACACCGUGAGCCGAAGAUGAUCUGGGGAUGGAUGCCAAAUCCUCCCCUCCAUCUGAGACAGGAGGUCCCGUCUUGCCGGCAACCGCCACGGCUCCCCGUUCAGCAGACUGAGAAGCAAUGGAAACCAGACCCUCAUGGGCCAGUCUGGCGCCACCAGAAGGACCUCGUGUGACGAGUCCCUCACCCGAUGGAGGGUUGGUAAGAUCAACGGGAAAGGUGGGAAAGCGAACAGCCGAACCAACUGCCAGGCAUUGGCGAGAGGGCAUCCAUCCCCAGAGGGGCGUCGGCCUCUGCCAGGGAGAACCACAAGGGGCAAUGCGUGCUGCUCCUCGAGGCGAACAGAUCCACCUGGGCCUCUCCGAACUGAUGCCACACCCUCUGCACCACCGGAGGGUGCAACCUCCAUUCCCCCGGGGGAAGACCCCGCCGGGACAGGCAAUCCGCCACCGAGUUCCUCCACCCCGGAAGGUGCAGCGCCCUGACGGAGGCCAAGCGAGGGUAAGCCCAGGUCAGCAGCGUCUGAGCCUCCCUCAAAGAUUGCAAUGACCUGGUGCCCCCCUGAUGGUUUAUGUGGAACACCGCCGAGGUGCUGUCCAUUCGGACGAGCACGUGCUUGCCCCGCAGAAAAGGCAAGAAGCGCCUCAACGCCAAGUAGACGGUCUUCAAUUCCAGGACAUUGAUGUGAAGCCAUGCCUGACGGGGGCUCCACAACCCCUGGACCGACCUGCACUACCAAUGCGCCCCCCACCCCCGGGGUGACGCAUCCGUCUUGACCACCUCCCUUCUGGUGGGAACCACGCCAAGCGGGACGCCGAGACUCAGGUAGGCACAUCGUUCCAAUGACGCAAAAGAGCCGCACAGCUGCUCGUGACCUCCAGCUUGACCCGUCGGUGUCGCCGGGGAUCCAGGCGGAAGCCGUUGAACCACCUCUGUAAGGGCCGAAGGUGGAGCAGCCCGAGAGGCACCAGUGCAGAAGCCGAGACCAGCAUCCCCAACAGUCGUAGCCACACCUGGACCGGGGGUGCCGCCCCUAGGCGAAAGGCCCGGAGCAAAGACCGAAUCCGGACCCUCCUCUGCUCGGUCAGCCUCGCCCGCAUGGCCACAGAAUUUAUGGCAAUGCCAAUAAAAUCCACCUGCUGAGUCGGAACCAGAGAACUCUUCUGCAGGUUCACCGUCAUCCCCAGCGCCUCGACGUGGGCAAGGACCCUGGCCGUGGCCAGACCCACUUCGCGACACGACGGCGUGCAGACGAGCCAGUCGUCGAGAUAUGGCAAGACCUUCAACCCCGACCGACACAGGGGGCUCAGGGCUGCCUUCACGCACCGCGUGAAAACUGGGGGGCGAGAGACAGGCCGAAUGGCAGAACCAGAAACUGGUACACCCUCCCGAGGAAAGAAAACCGCAGGUACUUCCUGUGCCCCGGAUGGAUCGGGACAUGGAAGUAUGCGUCCUUGAGAUCUAUGGUCAUAAACCACUCUCCCGGACAAACCACCUGAAGGACAUCGCGAGUCCGAAGCAUGCAGAAGGGCAGCAGCUUCAGGAACUGAUUGAGACCCCUGAGGUCCAGUACCGGCCGCAGGGGCCCGUCCUUCUUCGGCACCAAGAAAUACGUCGAAUAAAAGCCGUCUGCCUGCAAAUGCGGCGGAACAACCUCUGUGGCCCGUUUGUCCAGGAGAACAUCUAUUUCCUGCAUCAGGAUGCUGACCCGUGCAGGAUCUGUGGGGGGGGGGGGCUUGGGGGGGCUCUGUCCUGCCCCGAGUAUCCCCGGGGCAGUGCCUGACCUGCCCCCGAGCGUCUCCAAGUCCCUGCCGCAGCCACGGUCUGCUGGGUGGCCUGCAAGGGGGAGGCCGGACGAAACCGGUGCCGAGGGUCCCGUGCCCCUCGUGGCCUGGACUGUGGCACGGGGAGGAUCCCUGCCCUGCUACGCCCACUCCAGGCCUCUGCGGCCUGUCUGGACUGCCGCCGACGUUCCAACGCCCUCUCAGCCUCGGGCCCGAACAACUGGCCCGGCACCACGGGCAGUCCGCGCAGGCUCUGUCGGCAGUCAUCCGACACCGGGGCCUGCGCCAACCAGACCUGACGGCGAGCCACUACCAGUGUGCCCAACAACCGACCAAGCUCCCUGGACAUUAGCCCAAACGCUUGCAGGGCUGCGUUGUUUGAAUCGCCCAGUGCCAUCCCCGCUGCGCCCGAUUGCAGCAUCUGGGACUGGGCUAGCAACAGCACCGACAGCGAAUUGCUGGUGCGUGCCAUCCUUGUCCCGAUGUCGUAAGCCCGGCACAGUAAGCUGUCGGUCACCCGACACUGGGUGCUCGGACAGCGGACCCUGUCAAUGCCUCAUCCGGGGAGAGCACCAAAGAAGCAACGCAGUGGUCCACCGGGGGCAUGUGGUCCAACCCGUAGGUUCCUGCCUCCCGCAUCGAUGCCAGGGUCCUGACAUCCCUACCAUGGUGGGAGAGCUGUCUCGGGUCCCCCCAGCACCGCUGCAGCUCCUCUACAAAGGCCGGCGAUGGUGGGACCUGAAAUGGGGGCGCCGCCGGAGGCCGGCGGAAGAAGGAAUUCCCCACCGGACGGGCCACCGGCACGUUGUCCAGUCCAAUCCUGGCCAGUGCCUCUCGCAAAAUCGCCCGCAACUGACAGGAAUCCUCCGCCAGCUCUGAGCUUGCUGAGCUAUGGAUGGACAUCCCCGAGUCUCCGUGACCUCCCAGGCCCUGGGGCUCCACUACCAGCCCCUGACUACAACCCGGAGAGGGGCCCUCCUCCUCAAGGGACUGAAACUCAGAAUUUGAGGCCCUCAUAGAGGUAAGGUCGUCCAAGCCCCCCUCGUCCAGGGCUCUGGUCAGCAGCGCUUUGAGCUGUUCCACCUCUGCCCGCAAAGUGUCCACUUCCUGGUGAGAGGGGUGCGCCACAUGCCGCUUCUUGCGCCUCGGGCUGCCGCUUUCCUCAGCCGGUCUAUCCCUCCGUCUCCCGGAACACGGGUGAGGGAUACCAGAGGGCGGCAGGUCUGACUUAAACAGGAGGCACUACUUGACGUAUCCUGUCCUCCGCACCGCCAGCGGCAAAAUGCUGCAGUUCAUGCAUGGGUCAGUCAGCACCUCUCUGAGGUGACCGACGCCCAGGCACUUUGGACACAAGUCGUGGCCGUCCUCCACCUGGAGGGGAGCCCCGCAUGACGUACACGCCAACAUCCGUACCGGUGUGGGAGACGCCAGCGACUCCACAGGAACUGAGCGAGGACUUCGAGGAAAACUGAAGAACGCGAUUCAGUCCUGGAGUUGUAAAACAACACACGUGCGUGUGUCAGCUGGGUAAUCUGAGCGUGCCACCUCCACGGUCAGAACGUCCAGCCCCACUUACCUGUAGCGCUCGCCGGCCGCACCCACCUCCCCUUUCCACAGGGGAAAACCUGCGACCGCCAGCGAGCCCUAUCCGAGCCAGCAGCGGUGGUCCGAACGGCGCCGGCUGCACCGCCCGCUCUCGGUAACAAAUGACAGAUAACAGCGUCAAUCCACCUCCCCAGAGGGCUCCUUCGAGCGCUCCGACCACACGGUCCCGGGCAGGAAGACGCCAAGUAGAAACAGUACUCACCUCUAGACCGAUAAGAUCCGAAUCACGGACUUACGGAGCGAUUGACCAGCGAAGCACGCCAGGUCAACAGCGAGAAGAUCAAAGAGACUCGAACGUAGUUAUUGGCGCGUAAUUUAUAGACUCGCGACCAGGUGCGCUACGUGUCACGUGCGUGACUUUGUUUGCAUUAGUACUUGACCUGCGCAGAGCGCGAGGAGAUACAUCCACUCUGUUCACUGCCACUGACAGUCAGGAGGGAACGAAACAGAACCUAAUACAAAAGAGCAGGAAACAUAACUACAAUUCAAAGGGAGGGGGGAGAAAAAUAAUAAACACUGAUGGGAAAAAAACAUGCUAAAUCAUGAAAGGCUGUAACUAAAGGAAGUGACUUGAGAAACCUAGAGGGCUGGAGAUCUAGGGGCAAAUGGGGAAAACCAGAAGACACAUGAGGAAAACGCAGACAUGACACAUGAGGGCGCUAGGACACAGAAGGGAAUCUAGAGAGGAUGGAGAAACACCAGGAGACACAUGAAGGAAGGGGCAGACGCAGACCAUGACAGAAACACGUUUAGUUAGUUUAAGUUUACUUGACUUAAAACAUGUUAAACACUAUCAGUAUUUCUAUAAGUAGCUUAAUUACACUUUUUUUUGUUUAAAAUUAUGAUUUUUUUUCUCUGAAAUAAAUUUAUUUCAAACAUUUUUUCUAAGAAUUUAACAGAGAAGGUAAAUUAACAUAAUGAUCAAAUCGAUGUAAUUAUGACCCAGUUUAAUCCAGGUAAUCCCAAACAACCAGUCUGAGAAUAAACCAGUUUAUUUGUUUGAUUUUUAUUCAAAUUUAAUCCAAAAAUAAUCUCAAUUAAAUAAAUUGACCUCAGUCUUUAUAGGAGUCAUAAAACUAAGUUUUAUUCUCACUUUGACAAGUAUCACACUCUGAAAUCCCACCGGUACCUCAAAGAUUUUACCUUUAUUUUAUUACUGAUAAUAAAUAAUAAUAAUGAUGAAGCAUCUCGGGUCUAAUGUGACCUGCUGCAGCAGAAUAAAACCAGAUAUUUAUAUAUGUGUGUGUAAAUAAGUACCUAAGCGCUGAAGGACAGAGUCUCGGUACAGUUUGGAUCUCGACUCCUCUCACUGGAAGGAUUUCCUAAACUGGGAUCUUCGUUCACAUUCCGACGUUCAGAGCAGAAAGACUCAGGCGGAGGAUAUUUCUCUGAGGGGUCCAGCUCUCGAUGUAGCCUCAACAGUUUUACUAUUUGCUGUUUCCAUGUUUUGGUGCUAGAUAGAACCGUUUGUUAAAUGUGUGUUUGACUCCAGACUGGGGUGGUUUUUAUUUCAAAACCUCAAACUGGAAGUGUUUUAUUGAAUGAAGGAUUCGGAUUAUUUAAGGUGUCAUUAUUCUCUUUUGCAGCAGCUGCCUCAACACAGCUGAGAUUUGUUAUUUUAAUAAUAUCUGUUAAUAUAAUGCUUCUGACUGGAAUCAGAAUAAUCGUUUACUUAAAUUAAUGGUUUGAGUAUUUUAUUACCUGUAAACCUCCUGAGGCUUUUAUUUAAACCAGCAGUUCACCAAAUCUGCAUCAGUUUAGAUUUUUUUUUCUUCGAUGUGGAAGUUUUUAAUCCUAAUUUUCAAUGUUAAAACAUUUAAAUCUAUCAACUAUAGUUGUUUCAGAUAAAUCAGAGCCAAACUAUACUGACAAAAAUAGUUCCCAAUUACUAUAAUUUAUGUAAAAGCUGUAAGUAAUAAUAAUAAAUAGAUCAAAAUGUUUUAAAAUGUGUUCCAGCUGCUGUUUUCUAUGGUGUAUUUGGGUUUAGCAGCUUUUGAAAAGCCUUUAAAAGCUGGGAAAUGCUGGUUUAGGUGACCUGAUCCUAGGUGAGCAGCAGGAGGCUUUGAUGAAACAGAUCUGAGAUCAGUGGCAUUAGCUGUUCAUUUGUUGGUUUGUGGAGAGUUUCUCAGACCUGCAGCUGUUGUGUGUGCUUGCAGCCAGAUAGAUGUAGCAGUGACACCUUCACCUGUUCAGGUAUGAAGUAACUGUAGUUCUGCAUCCUGUGGAGCUCAGAGCGGUUUCCUCUGCAGACUUUGGGCUCUUCAGUCUCAUCAGUGUUGUGUUUUUGUUUCUUCGUGUCUUCAGCUUCAGGUUUCAUCUUGUUUCUCCUCAGAAGUUCUGCAUGUUUUCGCUGCUCAUCAGAUGGUUUACAGCUUAGUGAUGUUUAACACGUUUUUCUGAUCAAAAUCACUUUGAAUUCACAUUCAAAACGACUAAAAAUUAAAACAUCUAGAACAAACAAACCAAAACAGAACAAAAGUUUAAACAAACUCUUUAUUUUCCUUUCAGUUUUUGUCAGAAGUUUGUUUCCAUCGACCAGCAGUGUGACCCAUCAGAGUUUUCUUUAUCUGUUUAAUUUGUUGGUUAAGAGAAUUCUAAUUGGCUGUUCUGUGUGUCUUUUAUUGCAGCGAUUUUAAGAUUUUAAAUAAAACAAAGUGUCUGUAAUAGAAGUUAGUCUGAACUAAGGAGUAGCUUUUCAAUCUGAACUCAUAAAAGUUCAACAAACCAAAUCAGAACCACCUAGAACCCUAAACUGGACCAAUUCUGACCCAAAACAUCUCUUUAACUUAGUUUGAUAUUUUCUCAUUAGAUUCAGCUAGAAUGUGUCAGCCAUCUGUUUUUAUUUGGACACGAAGUGAAGUAUUCCUAAAAUACUGGAUUCAGAACUAAAACGAUAAAAUAUGUUUAACGUUUUCAGUAAAACGUCAGAGACCUGAAGCUCUUAAGAGACGUAAAACAACCGUUUUCUGAAAUUCAUAUUUUUGGUUGACAUCAAUAAGCUAAAAACAUCAAAUCAAUUUUGAAUUAGUCAAAUUUAUGUGCUGCCAUUAAAGUGAGAUAAAAAAAAUACAAAGUUUGAUUCUCUGAAACAGAAACCUGUUAUAUUUAUUUAUUUACGUUCUGAUAGAAAUGUUAUGUUUUAAAAUUUGUUCAUCAAAUUUGAAUCAAUCAUUAAAAAAAACACCUUAAUUAAAUUAUUUUAUAUAUUUGAUUGAAAAAUAUCAGCCUCCUCCAGUCGAGCAAAAGUGGAUCACGGAUGGGCUGAGAUCCAGGAUCUGGUGGUCUCAGAUCCAGGCUGCCAAGAUAAACAACAAAGUACAACAUAAGUGACAAAGUAUUGAACACAAGAGUAGAAAAUAACCACAUAUAAUGAAAAGUGGUGAGGCCCAGGGUCACUGCGGGGUCCAGGGCCCUGUAGGCUCUCCAUCCGUCCGUGCAUUAGAACUCUGCCUCAUUGUACUGCCAGUCACACAAUAAUGACAACCUUAAUCGCUGCCAUACUUGUUGUAAAAUGUUGUUGCUGCUUUGACGUAACUCUGUUUCUCUAUGUUCAUUGUGCCUCUGUGGUGGUGAUGUUUGACUCCGCCCCCUCAGAGCCUACGCUGGGGCGCCACGCUGCCUAGAUGUUUAAAGUGUUUCCUGCCGUGGUGUGGUCACCUUCAGAUGUGAGCUGAUGUGCCUCUGGUUUCUUCUGCUGUAACUCGUUCUACUCAAAUCAUAACAUGAAUAUUUUAGCAGACAGAAGGUGUUUUUAGUUGUAAAGUUUUAACUGUAAAUUGCACUAAAUGUUUUCUAGAACCUCUUAGAUGUGCCGUUAAGAUGAUUCUGAAUGUUGUUAGAACUCAUGAUAAAUAUGAAACAUGUUUAAAUAACAGUCUUCUAUGUGUUUAUUCAUAAUAAACUAAAGACUAUUUAA
Nothobranchius furzeri (turquoise killifish) is the source of this 14390-nucleotide messenger RNA. RefSeq names its product diacylglycerol kinase theta. Lineage: Eukaryota; Metazoa; Chordata; Actinopteri; Cyprinodontiformes; Nothobranchiidae. The record is from RefSeq and is a predicted model, not a curated record. Gene Ontology annotation, molecular function: ATP-dependent diacylglycerol kinase activity.